GACCACGCCCUCGCGCAGCCGGAGCGUCUCACAGGUGAGUGCGCGCACACAGACCGGACGGGCAGCGGGAACACGCACGGAGACACAUCGCCGUCGAGCACGAACCGAACAGCGACAUGAGAUGAUCAGUUUGAGAUCGGAUCCGGAUCGAUCGCGGCGGGAUAUAGACCAGGCUGACUUCACAUUGACCUGGUGAACAUUUACAACCAGAGCUCCAUGUCUAUAUAAAUAAAUGACAUCAACAAGCUGAAGACCCCGCUACUUUAUUUCCACCUAUCCACAGACAUUUCUGGUCCAGCCGGUCAUCUAUUACACCCUCACUGACGUCACGAUGGCUGCCAUAAACUUCAGUAAAAACGGCAUUUGCCACUACAAUGUGACAAAUGUUGAGUUCUUCUAUAAUCAGAGCAAGAAGAACAUCAGCGAUACCUGGAGGACCAAAGACAUUCUGGUGGUCUCCCUGGGACUGACUGUCUGUAGCUUUGUGAUUUUCGCCAACAUCCUGGUCAUGAUGGCCAUUUUCCUCAACCGCAGGUUUCAUUAUCCCAUAUACUACCUGCUUGGAAACCUAGCGGCCGCGGACCUGUUCGCCGGCAUAUCCUACAUGUAUCUGAUGUUCCACACCGGCCCAUGGACCAAAAAACUGAGUGUAUAUGAGUGGUUUGUGCGACAGGGUUUAAUAGACACCAGUCUGACAGCGUCAGUCAUCAAUCUAAUGGCCAUAGCUCUGGAGAGACAUCAGACCAUCUUCACCAUGCAACUGCACAGUAAAAUGACCAACCACAGAGUCGUGCUGCUUAUUAUCGGCAUCUGGCUCAUUGCCAUAGUUAUGGGAUUGGUGCCUACUAUGGGAUGGCACUGUGUGUGUAACAUUAGCCGAUGCUCAACCAUGGCGCCGCUCUACAGCCGCAGUUACCUGAUUUUCUGGGCCAUACUGAAUCUCUUGGCGUUCACGGUCAUGGUGGCCGUCUACACUCGGAUCUUCAUCUAUGUCCGACGCAAGAACCAUCGGAUGAGCAAGCACACCUCACAGGUCAAGCACAGGGAGACGGUGUUCAACCUCAUGAAAACUGUCAGCAUGAUAUUGGGUUGCUUUGUGAUCUGUUGGACACCUGGUCUGGUGCUUCUCUUACUGGACGGUCUGAAAUGUGUUAAUUGUGACGUCCUGACGUAUGAAAAGUACUUUCUGGUAUUGGCCGAGUGUAACUCCUUCAUGAAUCCCAUCAUCUACUCCUACCGGGACAAAGACAUGCGCAACACCUUCAAACGUAUCCUCUGCUUCCCGUGUCGACGUCACGAGAGGGGGGAGCACUCUGGCGUUCGCUUCAACACCCUCGAUCAAGAGCGGAGACGUCGUGUGCUGCAGGACUCUUGGCUUGCUCGUAGGUUGCGUGAUGGUGAGGCCGUUGACCAGGUUAAUGGAGUACAGGUUGUGCUUAAGGAUGCUGAUAACAUCCUGGAGUCCACAGACAGUUAGGAAGGAUUCACCUGUCAUCAUGUUGAACAGAUGAGAUUUUUGGAUGCCCAUCUGCUGCAGUCUUGUGAUAUUUAAUGGACUGUCAAUCAAGUAUCUUAAGGAAAGCUGCCUCGUGUGUCCAGUCUGGAAAUGACACUGUACAGAUACUGAAGUGUUAAUGUGUUCAUUUGAGCACGGUGUCUGUUGAAGUUUUUACUGUGAAUGCAUUGAUUUUGUAUAUAGAUAUUAAUUUAAAGUUUUACUGCAGAAUUGUUUUAAAUGCAUUGUCAAAGCCCUACAUUCAGUGUGCACUGUAGCUUCUCAUUAAACUGAUACAAAAACAUU
Paramisgurnus dabryanus is the source of this 1801-nucleotide messenger RNA. RefSeq names its product lysophosphatidic acid receptor 2b (gene lpar2b). NCBI's taxonomy places the organism in Eukaryota, Metazoa, Chordata, Actinopteri, Cypriniformes, Cobitidae. Gene Ontology annotation, molecular function: lysophosphatidic acid receptor activity. Gene Ontology annotation, cellular component: membrane. The record is from RefSeq and is a predicted model, not a curated record. Gene Ontology annotation, biological process: G protein-coupled receptor signaling pathway.